AUGGCUCCUACAUUUGAUUCAGUUCGUGCUAUUAACCCAUGCAGACAAAAUUGGAAAAUCAAAGUUCGUGUGGUUCGAUUAUGGACUAUGCCCGGACGCUACUCUCAUGAAGAGAUAUCAUCCAUGGAAAUGAUUCUCAGGGAUGAGGAUGGUGACAACAUCCAUGCUAUAGUUAAGACUGCCUUCCUUCCACGACAUCGCAAGAAUUUUGAAGAGGGAAAAACAUAUGUGGUUUCAUAUUUUUAUGUUUCUCCCAAUACAGGCUCAUACCGAACCACUAAUCAUCCCUACCGAGCAAACUUUAUUUUUUCCACUUCUGUUCGACCAUAUGCGGAUGAUGGCAAAAUAAACAACUUUGGUUUUGUAUCCCAUUCAUUGUCUAAAAUAUUAGCCGAUCAGUUUGAUGAUCGAUAUCUAAUUGAUGUCAUCGGGUUACUAACUGGAGUGGGAGAAAAAGAAGAAUGCAAUGUCAAUGGACACACACAGUUUAGGCUUGAUGUAGAGUUACUGGAUGAAGGGAAGGAAAAACUAGAAUGUACACCGUGGGGAGAUUUUACUAAUGAAGUUCUGCAGCAUGUGUCUCGUGUCCACACUGGAAGGAAAAAAGUCUCUAAUUCCAUGUACUCUUCCCCUCUCCUGAUUCAUCUUGCAAUACAAGAAGUGCAAGAGUUUUUGCAAAUAUUGAAAAGUGUUGGGAUUCAGUUGGGCCAAACACCUGCUCGAAUUGCUCCACAAAUUGUAGUAUCUGUGGCCGACGAUCUACUGGCUUUAGAUGACCACAGAAAAAUAGUGGAUUUACGAUUUGGACCAACAGAAUCUAUAGUGAUUACUAUGGCAGAUAUUGUAGAUAUGAGAUCUAAUCGUGGAUGGAUGUACACAUCAUGCAAACAGUGUAGCAAGAAAGUGGUUCCAGAUGGAGAAGAAUCUAAAGUUGCAAUUGUAAACACUACCAAUGUUGAGAAGGCAAACCCAUUUGGUAAUUUCUCAUCAGCUGAUUGUCAAGUUGAGGUAAAGAGUAGCAAGCACAAUGCUUGUUUCGUGGAAAUCCCUUCUACUACAUCUGGACAUAAUGGUGCAAAGAACGGUACUGAAAAUAUGUUAAAUCAUCCACUUGGUGGAAAUCUUGAAGCUGAUGAAAAUAAUACAUCAUUUGCAAGACGCCGUAGAGCAAAACGUAAACAAAUCUAG
Neltuma alba is the source of this 1188-nucleotide messenger RNA. RefSeq lists its product as uncharacterized. NCBI's taxonomy places the organism in Eukaryota, Viridiplantae, Streptophyta, Magnoliopsida, Fabales, Fabaceae. The record is from RefSeq and is a predicted model, not a curated record. The transcript is spliced from 8 exons. The coding region runs from base 1 to 1188 and encodes 395 amino acids.